This is a messenger RNA of Aspergillus alliaceus, 1629 nucleotides long. Its product is annotated as putative amino acid transporter. Gene Ontology annotation, biological process: amino acid transmembrane transport. Gene Ontology annotation, cellular component: membrane. Gene Ontology annotation, molecular function: amino acid transmembrane transporter activity. The record is from RefSeq and is a predicted model, not a curated record. The transcript has 4 exons. The coding region runs from base 1 to 1629 and encodes 542 amino acids. NCBI's taxonomy places the organism in Eukaryota, Fungi, Ascomycota, Eurotiomycetes, Eurotiales, Aspergillaceae.
AUGACUGAAUCCGCCGCCCCUCCAUACGGGCCGUCCGGCAACAUGGAAAAGGCAAUUGAGCCUGCGACCGAGUGGGCGUCUGAUGUUGAUCAUGGCGCUGAGACCGACCUCCAUCGGAGCCUAUCCACCCGUCACAUCACCAUGAUUGCCCUAGGGUCGUCAAUCGGCAUGGGAUUAUGGUUAGGAAGUGGAACAUCACUGGCAAACGGCGGCCCAGCGGCCAUUUUUAUUGGAUACCUGUUAAGUGGUACCAUGAUCUGGUCGGUCAGCCAUUCGAUCGGCGAGAUGGCGGUGAUGUACCCCCUGCCCUCGGCAUUCAUUCAGUGGACAUCUAUCUUCGUUGACCCGGCCGCCUCGUUUGCCCUGGGGUGGGCGUACUGGUUCUCCUACUGGAUCACCAUUGCCAAUGAGCUGCAGGGUGUGGUGACCGUCCUCAGCUUCUGGACCGACAAGGUCCCGACCGCUGCAUGGAUUACCAUCUUCUGGGUAGUAAUAAUUUUGAUAAACGUAUGCGCUGUCAGAUUCUUCGGUGAGGUAGAGGUUGUGUCAUCUUCCAUCAAAUUCGGGUGGAUUAUCGUGGUCAUCAUCUCCCUGAUCGUCGUAUCUGCGGGAGGGGCCCCUGCUGAGGGCCCUAUUGGUUUCCGGUACUGGAACUCCUACGCCUUUACUAACGGGUUCAAAGGGUUCCUCUCUGUCAUGCCUACUUGCAUCUUUGCCAUGUCUGGAUCCGAGAACUGCGCUCUAGUGGCAGCGGAGACCUCCAAUCCCCGGAAAUCUGUCCCUAAAGCCGUGGGAUCAAUCUGGUUGCGCCUCUCCUUGUUCUAUAUCCUAGGCUCCUUGAUGGUCACCAUCACGGUCGACCCCCAUGACCAGAAUCUCUUCGGCGCCUCAGGUGUCAACGCCUCCCCAUUUGUCAUUGCUUAUCGCAAUGCGGGUCUGGAGCCUUUGGCCCACAUCAUGAAUGCAGUGGUCUUUAUCUCUGUCCUGUCCACGGGAAGUAUCUCUGGUUACGCGGGAGCCCGCUCCCUUAUGGGACUGGCUCAUGCGGAAAAGGCACCCAAGAUCUUCGGAAAAGCUGAUAGGGCGGGGCGUCCACUUGCCGGUCUCUUCAUUACUCUCCUCAUCGGAGGUGGCCUAGCCUACCUCAAUGUCAGCAACAGCGGUGCGGAGGUCUUCACCUGGUUCUCCAAUCUGACAUCCCUUUUCACUCUCUUCGGCUGGGCGAUGAUCUGCCUAUCGCACCUGCGUAUGCGGUACGCCUGGAAAGUUCAAGGCCGCGACGCAUCCGACCUUCCGUGGAAAAGCUGGACGUUCCCCUACGGCGCGAUCUGGGGGUUGUUCUGGUGUUUCUUGUUGAUUAUCGCAGAGUUCUAUUUGAGUCUUUGGCCUCUCAAGGGACAGACCACUGCCAAGAACUUCUUCGCGAACUAUGUUAGUGUGGUUGCCAUCGUGGUCAUAUAUAUCGGGGCCAAGAUUUACUACCGCGGACCUUUCUGGGUGGACGCCCGGACGAUUGAUCUCGACGGUCCCCGGCGGUUCUACGCCAAAACAGCCGAUGAGGAGACUGCGGGAGACAAGAAGGGUGCCCUAAGGUAUGUCUCCAAAGCUGCCAACUUCGUGUUCAAUUAA